Gongylonema pulchrum is the source of this 261-nucleotide messenger RNA. NCBI's taxonomy places the organism in Eukaryota, Metazoa, Nematoda, Chromadorea, Rhabditida, Gongylonematidae. The record is from the annotation of a GenBank genome assembly.
AUGACGGAACAUAAAAAGGAUUUACAAUUCAGUGAAAAUGGCAAAACAGUUUACUACAAAAGUUAUAAGCAGUUCUUCUAUAACGCAGAAAUGUCAUGCCCCUCGUGUCGCCAGAAUCCGGAACUGAUGCUUCCAAAUAUCAUUGCUUUGGAAACGAUAUCAAAUAUGCUUCAAACACCAGAAUGCGGGCACACUUGCCAGCAAUUAGUUGACGUUGGUUUAAUACUCAUGGGAGAGUAUCCGUUCAGGUAUUGCAAUUGA